AUGAAUGGUGAUGCUCAAACUGUGCGUUUGGUUCACAGGUACGACGCAGCCUCUCUGCUGCUGGUCUAUGGCGUCUACAUCGUGGUGCUGUGCUUCGACCUCCGUAUCAGCGAGUUUGUCCUGAGGAAGCUGAGCCCCUGCUGCACCUGCCUGGGUAAAGGAUCCAGGGAGAAGACAGAGACGCAGCCUCUGAUGGGCUGGAGCGACAACACCAGCCUGCGCGUCCACGGUCGCUCCAGGACGGACAGUGGCAUCUUCCAGGACGACUCAGGAUACUCUCAUCUGUCCCUCAGCCUGCACGGCCUCAACGAGAUCCCUGAAGUGGAGCAUAAAGGUGUGUUUGCCGUGCCAGAGAGCGACCUGAAGCGCAUCCUCUGGGUUCUGUCCCUGCCCAUCAUCGCUCUACUUUUCCUCACCGUGCCCGACUGCAGGAGGAGGUUCUGGAAGCGAUGGUACAUUGUAACCUUCAUCAUGUCGGCGGUGUGGAUCUCAGGUUUCACGUACAUACUGGUGUGGAUGGUCACUGUGGUCGGUGAGACCCUCGGCAUCCCUGACACAGUUAUGGGACUCACUCUGCUCGCUGCUGGAACCAGUAUCCCCGACACUGUGGCCAGUGUGAUGGUGGCCAGAGAAGGUAAAGCUGACAUGGCCAUGUCCAACAUAGUGGGCUCUAAUGUUUUCGACAUGCUCUGUCUGGGGCUGCCUUGGUUCAUCAAAACAGUCUUUGUGGACACCAACAACCCUGUAGAAGUCAACAGCACCGGACUCGUCUUUAUUUCCUCCACACUCCUCCUUUCAAUUGUAUUCCUGUUUGUAGCUGUCCAUGUGAAUGGAUGGAAACUGGACUGGAAGUUGGGAGUGGUUUCUCUCUUCUGCUACAUCCUCUUUGCCACUCUGGCCAUCCUGUAUGAGCUGGGGAUUAUUGGGAAUAAUCCCAUAAGACUGUGCAGUGACUGAGGUCUGACCUUCCCAGGACUCGAGCCAUAUUUACUGAGGCUCCAUUCAUCCAAAAAACACAACAAAAAUGUUAAGCCUCUAAAUCUUCAGAUGUCAAAAGAAGGAGGCGUGGCUCCACUCACAUAGUUACAGAUACUGAGCCGUGGCAGACAUGUGCUGGUCACAUCUCAGGCAGAGGAUGAUCUCUGUAAGCAGUUUGUUUCACAAAUGUACCAAAGAUCAUUUUCUUGUGUGUGCUUGCUCCGAUCCAGAGCAGAAUGUUAUCAUACGAUGAAAACUUGUUAUGAAGUUCUGAGAUGUCUUCCGUCUGACUCAAGGCCCAUAAAUGAGAGAUGUGCUAUUUCAAGAAGUGACUGCCAGAUUCAAAACUGUGAAGUCAUUGUUAGCAAAUAAAAAGGUGUCAACAGGACUCAUUCGACCUUGUCCUACUUUUUAAGUGGGUGAGUGAAUUACAGCAAAAGAGGCAUCAUCUACAAUGUUCUGAUAAGCUUUUAUGAGCCUUGUCGCCUGCAACGAAGAGUGGAGGAACGAGCAAUAAAUGGUAAAAAAACAAACAAAAAAACUUUCCGCUUGUCUUCGUUUACCUAAAGCAGAAACACUAACUUUUUAUCAGUUGUUUAUAAUUAACUCUGUGAAGCUUACAUGAACUUCAGACACUGACAAUGAUG
Paralichthys olivaceus (Japanese flounder) is the source of this 1625-nucleotide messenger RNA. NCBI's taxonomy places the organism in Eukaryota, Metazoa, Chordata, Actinopteri, Pleuronectiformes, Paralichthyidae. The record is from RefSeq and is a predicted model, not a curated record.